Messenger RNA from Saccharomycodes ludwigii, 837 nucleotides. RefSeq lists its product as uncharacterized. Gene Ontology annotation, molecular function: oxidoreductase activity, acting on the CH-OH group of donors, NAD or NADP as acceptor. The transcript has a single exon. NCBI's taxonomy places the organism in Eukaryota, Fungi, Ascomycota, Saccharomycetes, Saccharomycodales, Saccharomycodaceae. The record is from RefSeq and is a predicted model, not a curated record. Bases 1 to 837 code for a protein of 278 amino acids.
AUGAGCUGUAAAACUGCAUUUGUUACCGGCGGAUCUCAAGGUAUUGGUGCUGCCAUUGCCAUUACUUUGGCUAGUAAAGGUUUUCAAGUCGCUAUUGGUUCUAGAAAUGAGGCUAAAGCUCAAAAUGUUUUAAAGGCCAUAAAAGAAGUUUCAAGUCCUGAAGCCAAGGAUCCUAUUUUUGUUAAUGUGGAUGUUUCCGAUAAAGAAUCUGUAAACAAAGCAGUUGAUGAAGUGGCCAAAUAUUUUGGUUCCUUUGAUGUUAUGAUUAACAAUGCAGGCAUUGCUAAAGUUCACAAAUUGCUUGAUGUAGAUGCCAAAGAGUUUGAUCAAGUUAUGGAUGUUAAUGUUAAGGGGGUAUUGUAUGGUAUGCAAGCCGCUGCAAAAAAAAUGAUUGAGCUAAACAGGAAAGGCGAUUAUGGUAAUGUUAUCACACAGGAAAAUCAACCAAAAAAACUAACUGGUAAGAUUAUUAAUUGUUGCAGCAUUGGUGGGAAUGUUCCAAUGCCAAUGAUGUCUGCAUAUACUGUUAGCAAAUACGCUGUAAAGGGGUUAACUGCCGUAGGUGCCAAAGAGUUUGCACCAUAUGGUAUUACAGUGAACGCUUAUGCUCCAGGCCCAGUCUUGACACCAAUGUGGGAUGAUUUGGAUGCACAACUAGCAUCUAUGAAUGGUUUGGGUCCAGGUGAAAACUUGAAAGCCUUUAUUGAGUCUAUUGCUUUGAAACGUGGUGCUAAUGCACAAGAUAUUGCUAAUUUGGUUGGAUUUCUGGCUAGCGAUGCAUCUGAUUAUAUUACUGGCCAAAACUAUGUGGUUGAUGGUGGCUUAACUUGUUCUUAA